This is a messenger RNA of Anneissia japonica, 656 nucleotides long. RefSeq lists its product as uncharacterized. The coding region runs from base 277 to 630 and encodes 117 amino acids. The transcript is spliced from 3 exons. The record is from RefSeq and is a predicted model, not a curated record. NCBI's taxonomy places the organism in Eukaryota, Metazoa, Echinodermata, Crinoidea, Comatulida, Comatulidae.
CGUGCACGUGAAAUGAAUAUGACCUAAGAAAGAACGCGAUCAGCGAUGGAGACUUUAUGGAAAAUUCGCCAGCACACGCAAGAGAAAUAUUUCUUUGGCAGCAUAAAUCGCUAGGUUCUUAACCGUUUCCUACAAAGUCAAGUGAAGUACUGUCGUCAUCUUCAAAAUAGGCAGAUUUUGUUUAGUCAGUGCACUAGCAGCGAGUAGACGUAAACCACUUGGACGAGAUUGACUCAAGACUUUAAUAUUUUACCAAGAAAACUGAAAACCGACAAGAUGCAGAUUCCAUUUACGACAUUAUUUCCACUAUUUUAUUUAUUUACAACAGUCGGAUCAGCUCGCCUAUCCAGUUUCAGUAGUGAUUAUGGAGAAUCGUCUGAUGCUGAAUUGACUGAAACUCCCGUGGUAGCUAGUGGUGAUGGUUCAAACCCGCUCACUGACCUGGAUGCAGAAGAUGAAACAUUUACAACAGAGAUAAUUGAACUAGCAACGACACAGAUUACCACAUUGAAACCGACAACCACAGAAUCAAGGGUCAGGAUUCCACAGACCUGCUGCGAACUCGGUGCUCUCGCUGCACGACAAGGCCAUUCAUGCCGACCGGAAUCACACAGAGAAAAGCUCAGGUAAGAUGGAACUAGUGUUUUAAAGUGGUC